This is a messenger RNA of Bactrocera oleae (olive fruit fly), 728 nucleotides long. Lineage: Eukaryota; Metazoa; Arthropoda; Insecta; Diptera; Tephritidae. The record is from RefSeq and is a predicted model, not a curated record.
AAUUUCUACUUGCCGACCAGCAACAACAUAACGUGGUCGGUGUGCUCGGCUUCCUGCGCUUGCUGUUGCCAUUAAUCAUACAUGGAUUCAGCACUGAUUGUCCGGACGAUUGCGAUGAUGGCCACAGCACACAAGCACACGCCGGAGUCAAUAAAGGCAAGGCAAACACACGAACGACACCGAUGAAGACAGGCGCAGGCGGUGCGCAUAUAACAACAACAGCAGCAGCAAAAACAACUGCAAUGCCAAUCAACACAGAGUGCAGGCAAAUUAUUGAAAUUUUCGAUUAUUGUUUGCAUUUGUUGAACAUCAGCAGUGCUUCUCAGCAUUCCAUCAUAAAUGCCGCACUUGAGGUCAUCAAUGCAGUGCUGCAGGCACUCGAUGCUGCUGCCAACAACAGCAACCAAGGCAACGGCAACGGCAACGGCAAAGCCAACAGCAACAACAAUGAUAUUUUAAAAUGUUUGCAAACAGCAUUGUGUAAUCAACAAUUGCAACAUGCCGAGUAUCUGCGGCGAAGGAAAUCAUUAAAGAAUCAAAUAUUCCAAUUGAGAAAUUACGAAGCGACAGCCGCAGCAACGGUUGGGCCGACACCUGCAUGGCAGCAGCGGGGUAGCGUUCCAAGUGAUUUCCAUGAAUUUACUGUAAAAGAUGUUGACAGCGAAGGUGAAGUUGUACUGCGUCGAGCACCGAAUAUGCGAUUUACUGGUCGCAGCGUCAGUGAAUGU